AUGCAGGGCAUUGAUAACAUGGAGGAGUUUGAUCUUCAUCCUCAGUCUCCUACUAGUCCUCAGACACAGACUGAUCAGUUCGCUGCUCCUGCAUCUAAUGACCCAUUUGUUCUAGCAGGUCCACCAGCAAAGACGCAGCAAGCACCAGCACCUUCAUCAGAUCUUAAUUCUGCAUUUGGAGCAUCAGACCCUUUCAAAGUUCAGCAGGCUGCUCCUACAUCGGCAGAAAACAGUGCUCCUCCAGCAGUGACUAGCACCCCAUCAAGUGACCUUUUCAAAGAGUUUAAGGACACAUUCACAGCACCACCAACUCAACAGGCAACCAAUGUCUUCGCAGGGAUGGCAAUGGGCCAGACAGCACCUAAUCCUUUUGGGGGAAUGCAGACAGCCCCAGCACCAUUUCAGGCUAACUUUGGUGGAAUGAGUGGUAUGCCAGCAGCAUUUGGCGGUGCACCAGCAGCUUUUGGAGGUGCUCCCUCAGUCUACGGUGCCCCUAUAGGAUUUGGGGCUCCACCAGGGCCGCAGCAAGCUGCAGACCCCUUUGGUGGGGAUGCAAUAUUUGGGGACUCGAUGCUGACACCAGAAGCAACGGCAGCAGCGGCAGCCCUUGACAACACCAAGCCUGCAAAAUCAGAUCCCUUUUCGGAUUUUGGAGCCUUGGGAUCUGCCAAGUCGGAUGCCUCCAAAAGCACCAAAGAUAUGUUUGCCAACUACAAGAUAGGGAAGCCAGGAGAAGCACAGCCUGCACCUGAGAUUAAGCUGACAGGAGGACCGAAGAGGCCACCACCUGCCAUACCAACGAGUCCCCAAAGUAGUACGUGUCCUGCUAUUCUUCCCCCAUCAGAUUGUAAUUUUGAAAAGCCCCAGUCGGAAGUGAAGGGGGGAUUUGAUAUGCCCUCCCCUAAAGGGCCACCUCCACCUCUCCCUCCUGAUAUAAUAAACAUCAAGAGACGGGGCAAACCUCUUGCUCCUAUUCCUGAACCUGACAAGGAACAUGACCCACACCCAAGCUUGCCAUCACCUACUAACUUGCCACCACCCUUGCCUACUUAUAUGAAUAUUAAUGACAUUCACACAAGCAUUCCGCUCCCUGAAAUCAACUUUGAUAGUAAAAGUCCUCCUCCUCCUCCCCCUCCUCGCUCACGCCCAGGACAGCUUAGACUGUCCACAUCCAAUCCCCUUCCUGUCCCUCCAAGAAGGAGGAUCACAUCCUCCCAAUCUUCCCCUCCUCACAGUCCUCACUCAGAGACGGCAAGCAUAAAAUCUUGUGAUGCUCGCUUUUUCUCUGCCGCUCCCCCCACCUCCAAUUCCGACCGGGUCUCAUCCCCCUCCAUUGUAUCCACCUGUAGUGCUUUAAGCACGCUGGACGAGACUCUGGGUGAGGAUUCGUCAGGCAUUACCAGUAAUUCUGCUCCAUCUCAUUCUAACAGUAUGAACAGCUUAUCUAGUGUCUUUGACAGUAAUAACGUAUCCACUGAUACAUUUGAUAAUGAAUCUAAUACAGCUUCACUUUCACCCAGUCCCAUAGCUUCAACUUUAUGUCAUGAUAAUCCUGCUUCUAAAGCUAUUGACAUCAUACCAUCUCAUUUCAUGUCAGCGCCUCAGCCCAACGGGCCAGGUUCCACCUCACAAGACUCUCUCUAUAGCUCUAUCGAAACCCUAUCCCAUUCAUCCACGCAAUCUUCGCAUCCAUCUUUUAUAAGAAAUACGUCUUCCUCGUCUCACUUCACGUCAUCGUCUAUGACUGUAUUCUCCACAUCGGCUCCAAUCAAUAAUGACUCCCUCAUGGUUAAGAAGUCACGUUCACAACAAUCUCUCUCACCUCUUACUCUUCCGAACCUUCCUGUCCACGACGAUCCAUUCGCAGACGAUCCAUUCUCUCGACAUUCUCCAUCUGUCAAGAAAACAUUUGUACUCGAGUCAUUCACCGACUUCUCGUCUUCCGCAUCCACUGAAACCACAAAAAAUCACUCGCAAAACAUUGACGAUGUGUGGACAUCUCGUACAAUCACGAACACGAAUAAUGAGUUCACAUCUGAUGUUGUCAUCAAUUCAGAUCCCUUCGGUGCUCCAGUGACCAAUGGCAACGGUGGAAACAACCUGUUUGGAAAUCAAUUUGAUACCUUUGACUUCAGUAGCAAUUGAAUGUCAACUCUUGUUCUUAAACAUUCAGGUAAGGUUAAGUAGUCUAUUUUUACAUCACAGCCACCAU
Molecule: messenger RNA, 2212 nt
Organism: Lytechinus pictus (painted urchin)
Lineage: Eukaryota; Metazoa; Echinodermata; Echinoidea; Temnopleuroida; Toxopneustidae
Exons: 3
Coding region: 1-2145 (714 amino acids)
Cellular component (GO): cytoplasm
Source: RefSeq, a predicted model, not a curated record